GGACGGUUUUCUCCACACCACCGAUGGUGGGCCUUCUCGGGUUUUCUGGCCGCAGUGUCACACUACAACUCGGCACGGCAACAGACUAGUUGCCCUCGUUAUGAACUUUUUCAAAGAAUUCUUGUGAUCACUUCGUCAGGCCUAUUGUUUUAAUUUUACCUAUAUAAAUGCACACAGACUUAAAAGAAGGAUCGCCAUAGCCUCGGUCAUACACACAUUGAUAGCUACAGUGCUAGAUUGUUGAAAUUCAUUUUGUGAUGCAGCUUGCUCGUGUUUAUUUUUAAUUAUUUCUUAACUCGUGAUUUAACCACUGGACUUACGCAUUAAAAAACUUUUAGGAUAAAUAUAAACUUUUGGUUCUCUCAUGCCCUGGUGCCCGGCACCUUGAGGGUGACUCCUGAUCUCUACUGGAGGGUGUGAACAAUGUCCUCAGAGAGACCAGCACAACAUAAGCAACAGCAGCAACAACAACAACAACAACAGCAGCAGCAGAACAAAUCUCACGACCCCCGCUAUCUCAUCUCGCCAUACGAGGACCCCAAGAUUCGAAUGGCGGCCGCCGCCUCCUACCCGUACUUCCUCCCCGUGACAUCGGCGCCCCACGAGUACCCGAACGGCCACGUCAUCAACCCAGCUUUGGUCUCGUCGCCCCACCCGUCCCUCUUCUCGGCGCUACACCUCAACCAGCACGCCAUGUCUUCGGUCUUGGUCAAAAGUUUCGGCAGGAACCUCCCCCUCUUUGCCUCGGACUUCCUCUCCCACCCAGGGGACAUGUACACCGCCGCCCUGAGGGGGGUCGGGCCCCCCGAGGCCCAAGACUCUGACGUGAAAGACGAUCCUAAAGCAGAACUGGAGGGGAUGGAUCUCUGGAAGAAGUUCCACAGUAUUGGCACGGAAAUGGUGAUUACAAAAUCCGGACGGCGCAUCUUCCCAGCGUACAAAGUCCGGCUGUCCGGACUGGACAAAAAGUCCAAGUACUUCCUGCUGCUGGACAUCAUGGCCGUGGACGACUGCCGGUACAAGUUCCACAACGGCAAGUGGACGGUGGCCGGCAAGGCUGACCCUGAAAUGCCGCGUCGCUGCUACAUCCACCCCGACUCCCCCUGCACGGGCGAGCAGUGGAUGCAGAAGGUGGUCAGUUUCCACAAGCUCAAGCUGACCAACAACAUCUCGGAUAAAAACGGCUAUCAAAUCCUGAACUCUAUGCACAAGUACCAGCCCCGCUUCCACAUAAUUAGAACCUCUGACUACAUGAGGCUUGGCAUCUCCCCCAGAACCACUGUGGUCUUCGAGGAGUCUCAAUUCAUCGCUGUCACGGCCUAUCAGAACGAACAGAUAACCAAACUAAAGAUUGACAACAACCCCUUCGCUAAAGGCUUCCGGGAAAAUGGCGGUGGCAGAAACAACAAGAUGAAAAAGCAGUCCGUCCAUUUGGACACCUCGUCUCACUCCCAUGACGGACAUUUAUCCUCCUACAGUGAUAAUGAGGACGACGAGGACAAUGUCGAGAUCUGUGUGGACGACGACGACCAACACUCGGCCGUCUGCUGCAGCAGCGACAUGGAGGAGGAGGCGGGAAAACUCAGGGAGGAGCUCUCGUCUGACGAGCAAAGUUUUGAACCAAAGGGAAGCAACCCCCAUGAACCAUCAGAAAAAUCCGCGAAAUCCACUUCAGAAAAAUCUAGCCAUGACGUCAAUACUAGCAGUGAUACCCUCCCAGUCGAGGCGACAAACAUUUGUGAUACAAAACUAGACACUUUCAGGAAACGUGAUAGACAUUCAGAGUCCAAACACGACGAUAGUUCAGCCUCGUCCACGCAUGCGCAUCCAACAACAAAACCUGUUCUGAAACACAGCGCUGAAAGUCUAAUAGCCAAGACGGUUCCGCCUCAGCGGGCAGCACCAGACACGGUUGGUGAUUCUGGGAGGUCGCAAGAGAAAUACGAACUGAACGUUGCAAACAGUAUUAGCAAAGUGAAGCCUGGAGAGGCCGGCAAUAUCUUGCACAGAGGGGAGGGGUCCACGGCGGUGUAUGCUGGAGACAACAUGGAAACAGAUUCUUCCAGAUCAGACAGUCGGCGUUCAGUCGACGGCCACAGUCCGAUUAACUGCUCGGGUCGAACAUCACAUAACAAUGCACGCGCAAGCAUGUACUCAACAGAUGGGUACAGCGCAGACUCGGAGACCGAGUCCAGGACCCACGGGGGUCACAGCCACGCCCAUCGGGUCCGUCAAGAGGAGCAGCUGAAGCAGGUCCACUAUCAGCAGCUGUUGAGGCUGGAGUCGGAGAAGAGAGACAUGUUCGAGAAGGAGAACCGUUUCCUCCAGGAACAGAAGCUGCUCUGUAAGGACUCUCGAAGUCCUCCCAAUGUCACCGUCUGCCAGAGGUCCUCCCUCGCGCACUCCCUCUUUCCAAUGUGUCACCCCAACCUCUUCGGGACGAACGCCUCGGCUUUCCACCACCCCAUGGCGUCGUUAUACAUCAACACCGUCGCAUCGCAUCCACACCUCCUCAGCCACAUAACGUCGUCAGCGCUAUCGUCGUUAUCUUCAGGAGCAAGCACACCCCCCUCGUCAUCUCCCCCACAUCGCUCCCCAACCCAAGUCAACUCCCCAACAUCCUCCUCUUACAUUUUCCCAUCCGCCCAUCACCAUCAGGGUAUACCAUCCCCCCAUCAAGCUGCGGUGGCGCGGGCGCUGGCAGCAUCCGCCCUCCCCCUGACCCACCCCCUGGCUUUCUUCCCCCGCAACAUCUCGUCCCUGGGCCCCGUGUUCCAGGCCCGCUCCCCACCCAGCCGGUACCACCCUUACGCCCCUAACCCAGUCAGCCCUGGGGUGCCAUCCUCCCCUGAAGGGGGUGUCUCAGGCUCGAGCACCCCCAGCCCCUCCAGCUCCCCGCUCAUGAAGGUCCCCUCCAGCGGUAUCAUCAAGCCCGUGCCCAUACCCCGAGAGAUAGGUCUAAACCUGACCACGACAGACAAUAGAGUUGUCCCUGUGUAGUCUAUUGUCUGCUCACACAGACAAGGCAAUCUAAAAUCUCUAACUGUACCUCAAGUGAGACAAAUACUGCAAAAUAGUCAUUUGCAAGACAUUCAAUAAAAGACAUUUCCAGAGUUAUUGCAUCGUAAGACACUGCUAUCACUAGCAGAGAAGACACUGGGAGACAUUGUUGGCUCUACAUUGCAAUAGACAUAUCUACUAGAUCCAGCACUAGUAGAAAAAGACUGUUACAAAUAUUGCAAUGCAGAUAAAGGAAGACAUUGCUAGCUGAUGCUAGCUGUAUCGGUAAAGACAUUGCUAGACAAAGCUAGCACUACUGGAGCGAACUGUGCAAGAUAUAUUGCACCUCAAUUUGAUACAACCUACUGAAAUAAAUUAUUAAAAUUCAAGCUCAGCAGCCAAUCAUUCAUGUUGUUUUAGAAUAUCCCAUUGUCAACACAAGCAGUGUACUCGAUUUUCAUUGGCUGGAUUUCAAAUCAUAGUUUUUAAAUCAUCAAACUUGUUUGCUUGUAGUUUAUUUUUUCAUCUCUAAACAAUCCAUAGAACUGUUUGAUUGAGAUGUUGACUGACAAGAUUUAUAUGAAGGAAUCAAUGAUUGACAGGUGCUUUGUGCCACAGGUGUGCUAUAGCCAGGUGUACCACAGCCACAGGUGCCACGGAUGUGGUGGUAGCCACAUGUGGUGGUGCCACACUAGUUCCCAGGUCGGCCAGUCCUGAGACGGUAGCCAUAGAAGAUUCUAGAAACCUUUGAUGUUUUGCCAUUCGAUGUAAAUAUGUUUUAAAAUAAAUGUAGACUUACAGCUCUAAAGAUGCGUGUACAAAUUGAUUUAUUUAUUUCUCUCCAUCUCCAUUGUAUUUGAAAUCAAAGUUAUCUUGUGUGUAAAAUAA
Molecule: messenger RNA, 3888 nt
Organism: Physella acuta
Lineage: Eukaryota; Metazoa; Mollusca; Gastropoda; Physidae
Product: T-box transcription factor TBX2b
Biological process (GO): cell fate specification; positive regulation of DNA-templated transcription; regulation of transcription by RNA polymerase II
Cellular component (GO): nucleus; chromatin
Molecular function (GO): RNA polymerase II cis-regulatory region sequence-specific DNA binding; DNA-binding transcription factor activity, RNA polymerase II-specific
Source: RefSeq, a predicted model, not a curated record